AUGAAACUCACCAAAUCCAUCCUUAGUCCUAGCCAUGCUCGGCAUGACCCACCUCUUACUCUUCCCACUUCUCUCAGUCGGAAGCUUAAAGCUAAUGGCAGUAUUAAAGGCGGACAAUCCCCAGCUACGUUUCCUACUACCACCGGAAAGAAACGAGGGUCGAGUUUUGAUAACCCGGAACCUUCGUCUCCGAAGGUGACUUGUAUUGGUCAGGUGAAAAUGAAGACGAAGAAGAAAGUUAGGCAAACACGGAAUUUGUCUAAUAGAAGGAGUGAUAUAAGUUUCAGGAAGUUGGAAGAAGAAAAAAGGGGAGUUUUGAUUCAGAAUCAGAGGAGUUCUAGUGUGCAUUUGCAGGCGCAAGAUCAAUGUGCGGUGGCGCAUAGAAAUCAGAGAUGGGUACAUUUGCCAGUAACGAUAUAUGAAGCUUUGAGAGAGUUUAGCUGUUUGUUUCCAUGUCGGUCUUCGUGUUUUUCGAAUGAGAAAGGAAAACAACAAGAUAAAGUUAAUGGAUCUAGAGAUGUUGAUAAUAAUAAUGGGCAGAGGAGAUGUGAGGAUGUUGUUGCUAGAUGGCUAGUUGCAUUACAAGAUAGUGAAACAGAAGAAAAAACCAGAGGGAUUGAGUUGAUGGUGACGAAUAACUUGAAAGAAAACGACGAUGAAGAAGGAGAGAAAAUGCAAAGUAGUAUGAGAAGCUCAAGAAGGCAUGUGUUUGAAGGUAUUGAGUUCAAGGAUCAUGACGAUGAGAGUGUUGAAAUGAAGGAAGAGAAAGGUAGAGUUAGCAUUUGCAUUCCACCUAAAAAUGCUUUGCUUCUUAUGAGAUGUCGAUCUGAUCCUAUGAAAAUGGCGGAUAUUGCUAAUCGAUUCUGGGAAUCACCUGCUCGGGAAGAAACUAAUGAGAAAGAAAUCGGAGAAAAUGCGGAGGUGAAAGAAGUAGAAGAUACAGAAAACACUGAAUGCAAUGUACUACAGGAAACUAGUGUUUCUGUAGAUCUGGUAGAAAAUGAAGAAGCAGUAGAAGUCACAGAUAGUAGUAAGGAUGAAGAAAAGCUCAAAUGCGAUGAAUUAACGCCAGAAACAGAGGAACAAGAUGAAGAAGACAGUGAGAUGAAGGGACUUGUAGCAGUAGCUGCAGUAGAAGUAAACUCCAUUGUUGAUCAACUCCUUGAAUCAGAGAAAAAAGAAGAAGAAGAAGACAGCAGCAUUCAGAGUUUUUCAUCUUUCUCAGAAAACGAAGAAGAUGAAACAUUGGAAGAAGAAGAGAGGUUCAAAUCAAUUAUUAAGAAGGUGAUCGAAGAAACACUCUUGUUAGAACACAUUGAUAGAGAAGAUGCAAAACAAAUUCAACACGAACACAAACACGAAGAAGAAGCAAAAUCUGAUGCAGUAUUUUCAAACAAUGAAAACGAAAAAGAAUCGAGAAAACAACAGAACGAAUCAAUUCUUCCAGAUUGCUUGCUUCUAAUGAUGUGUGAGCCCAAGCUAUCCAUGGAGGUUUCUAAGGAAACAUGGGUAUACAGCAGCACCGAAGUAAAACAAGCUAAAACAGUGACGACAAAGAAGAAGAAGAAUGAAAUUCCCGAGGAUCCAAAGAGAAGGCGAAGCAUUGACAAGAGUAAACAACAACAUCUCCUCCUCCAACCACCAAGGUCAUCGUGUUCUUUCCCGGCGACCGGAGUUUCGCCGGCGAUAUCCAUGGCAACGAUGAUAGAGCAGAAACUGGUAAACGCAGUGGCUUACGAGCCGUUAGUGUUGACAAGGUGCAAGUCGGAGCCGAUGAGGACGGUGGCGGGGGGGACGGCUAAGCUUGUACCGGAGACUUGUUUCUGGAAGAAUAUGAAGAUUGAGCCACAUCGACGAGCUACAUUUGGAUUCGGGGCGGCUGGAGUCGGGUUUUGA
This is a messenger RNA of Solanum lycopersicum (tomato), 1896 nucleotides long. RefSeq lists its product as uncharacterized. The record is from RefSeq and is a predicted model, not a curated record. NCBI's taxonomy places the organism in Eukaryota, Viridiplantae, Streptophyta, Magnoliopsida, Solanales, Solanaceae.